AUGGAAACUAAAAUAAGUACAAACGAUAUUAAAAUCCAGCAAGAAAACGAACCGACUACUUUUAAAGGUCUAUUAACUGAUUUUGCAAACAAUACCACUCUACAUGGUCUCCCAAGGGUCAUAACUAGCGCCCAAUUGAUCCGUAAGUUCGUGUGGUUUUGUAUAUUUUUCGGAAGUUUUGGUUACUUCAGCUUUCAAGUUGCAGAGCUAAUAAACGAUUACUACAAGUGGCCUGUACUGAUACGGAGUGAGAUGAAAUUACGGACAUUCAUGGAGGUUCCUGCAGUGACUAUAUGCAACAUGAAUAUGUUGCGAAGAAGUAAAAUAGAAGGAACCAUGUUCAACAGCCUCGUAGAACUAGACAAUGACACUGCAAACGAAAUCAUUGAGAAACAAGAUACGACGGAAAAUGAAAUUAAUAACCAGAACCAGAUCCAGAAUUCAGACAAGACAUCUAGGAAGAAAAGAAAUAUAAAUAUGAUACAGAAAUCAAUUCAGCGUCCAAUGUCUAAAGAAAAUAAUGCUUUGAAGGGGCACGAGAACAAAUUCGAAAUCUCUCGAGUCAAAACCAAAUCAAUGGAAUCCGUCAACAAUAUACUGGCUUUUGAACAUGAGGGUUCUGGUUCUACUAAAAUUGAACACACAUUUUUCGAUGGAUCACUCCCGGAAAAUGAAGCAGACGACCCUCAUUCAUUAAAUGAUGAAUAUAUUGCACUUGAAGAUGGCCAUUCUGUUGAGCCAAUCGACGAUACGAAUGACAAUGGCAGGAGAGUGAGACGUGAAGUGGCUGGUGGUAGUGGUGGUGAAGCCACCGAUUCAUAUGUAUCCGAUCCAACAGACACCACAACUGACUCGUAUGACACCUAUACUGAUCCAACAGACACCACCACUGACUCGUAUGACACCAAUACUGAUCCAACAGACACCACCACUGACUCGUAUGACACCAAUACUGAUCCAACAGACACCACCACUGACUCGUUUGACACCAAUACUAAUCCAACAGACACCACCAUUGACUCGUAUGACACCAAUACUGAUCCAACAGACACCACAACUGACUCGUAUGACACCAAUACUGAUCCAACAGACACCACCACCGAUUCGUAUGACACCAAUACUGAUCCAACAGACACCAUCGAAGACUCAUUUGACACCAAUACUGAUCCAGUUAGCACAAAUACUUACCCAAUCUACACAGAUAGCUAUCCAACUGACCCAAACGCCGAUCCAAUGGACUUCGACACCUACCCAACUGAGAGUUACACCGAUCCAAAUUUUCAAAGCUCCGACUAUUAUGAAUCUUAUGAAUACAGUGAAUAUGAGUCUUCGGAACAGGAAAUGGACCAGGAAUCCGGAGAAGAUCCAGGGUAUGACGUCCCUUUCCAAUUUGAACAGUCGAAAUUAAUGGGGAUCAAAGACCCAAAUAACUAUGCUGAAAUACUGAGACUAGCCGAAGCGGAGGAUUUGAGCGAUAUAUUUGGUUUAGCCUCGCCGACUGUGGAGCAGCUAGACGAAUAUGGACACAAUUUAUCAGACUUGGUGGCUCUCUGUACAUUUGAUGGAGAGAACUGUAACAGGAGCAGUGAUCAUUGGUUGGAAACUUACAACAAGUACUAUGGCAAAUGCUACACCUGGAAUAGUGUGAUUAACAAACCGAGGGGAGAAAGACCCCUUGUAACAACCAAUUUUGGAUCCCGUUAUGGUCUUAGACUGACGCUUAACGUUGAGCGAGACGAGUACACUGGAUUGUUUUCCCCCACGUAUGGCACCAGGGUAGCUAUUCACGAUAGCUCUAUCAUCUCGUACCCCGAGAACGAUGGCAUAACUGCCUCUGUUGGAAACGAGAUGGUCAUACGUUUGCGCUUAAAAAAAUACGAACGUGAAACUGAACCAUACCCCUCAGAUUGUGUAAAAGAUGAUGAUCUUGUGAAACAAUUCGGAGGAUAUACUGUGAUUGGCUGUAUGCGGGAAUGUUUAGAGGAGAGGCUCGUUAAAAGAUGCAAAUGCUUGGACAGAAUAGUGGAGAAAGACGAGCACAGGUGUAGCUAUUUCAAUAGAACUGAAGAGUUAUGCCGUCAGAGAGUAUACUACGCUUACAAUAGUGGGAAACUUGGCUGUAAAUGUCGGGCAAGAUGCAGAGAGAAUAAGUAUGAUAUCUCAACGACCGUGUCUACUUGGCCGAGCAAACACCAUGAUUAUUAUUUGCUGAAUCGACUAAAGGAAAGGGGUAUUCAGACACUAGAAGAAAUCGAAGACAACAUCCUAAGGGUGCAUAUCUACUUUGAAGAUUUCAAUGUGGAAACAAUUAAAGAGGUGCCGGCAUAUUCUGUGAUCAGCCUUUUAAGUAACAUUGGUGGCACCAUGGGUAUGUUCGUUGGUCUCUCUAUAUGUACAUUAGGAGAAUUCCUUGAACUGAUAUGGGAAAUGAUAAUGUUACUUCGUAGAAAGAUAUCCAGAAGACACAACAUGGUGAAUGCAAGUUCUGCAUAAGCAAAUUAUCCAAUGUGUGCAUUCCAGUCCACCAAUAUUUGUGUGACGUCACCGCCUGCGUUCAGGGCGUUUGAAUUUGUUGCCCUUUUCCCGCAGACGCAGCAUUACAUACAGGGUGAUCCAGGAAUAACGCCAAAGAUAUGGCCAUUUCUGUACGAAUGAACUAAUUUUCUUGAAACUUGUUGGUACAUAUGUGCCCACAACAUUAUUGAGUCAAUUUCCCAAGAACACUGCCUGCUAUUUGAUUGGGUCAUUUUAUAUGACGUCACCAGGUGCAAACUAAAUUUUGCAAGAUACAUAGAACUCUACUCCACUUGAUCAACCUUAUCAAUAUGAAACCCAGAACAGUCUUCUCUGGGAUAAUGUCCCAGCACACAAG
Molecule: messenger RNA, 2872 nt
Organism: Owenia fusiformis
Lineage: Eukaryota; Metazoa; Annelida; Polychaeta; Sabellida; Oweniidae
Source: the annotation of a GenBank genome assembly